Molecule: messenger RNA, 1233 nt
Organism: Trichomonas vaginalis G3
Lineage: Eukaryota; Parabasalia; Trichomonadida; Trichomonadidae
Product: CAAX-box protein processing protein family
Exons: 1
Coding region: 1-1233 (410 amino acids)
Biological process (GO): CAAX-box protein processing
Cellular component (GO): endoplasmic reticulum membrane
Molecular function (GO): metalloendopeptidase activity
Source: RefSeq, a predicted model, not a curated record
AUGUUUUUCGCUGUUUGUAUUGUUUUAAUUUUAAUCCAAACACAGUUCGAAGCAUACCUUCAUAGGCGUCAAUACAUGAAAAUUAUCGGUAGCACUGAAGCUCCAGAGAUAUUCAAAGAAUUUUACACUCAAGAUGAAUUUUCUGCCGCACGUGAAUACGAAAUGGAGAAAUCGUUCUUCAAGAUCAUCCAAACACUCUAUUUAGGAUUCGUUCUUGUUAUUUUUGUUAUGAUAAUUGCUAAAAUUUGGAAGAUUUUAUCAAUUUGUAACGAAUAUAUCAGAUCAAUCAUAUUCGUCAUCAUUCUUGCAAUCUUAUUCCUCGGUUUUCAGAUCCCAAUGAAGUACUACAAUACAUUUGUCAUUGAACAAAAGCAUGGCUUCAAUAAUUCCACAUUAGGACUCUUCAUCAGAGACCAAGUUACAGUCCUUGGCAUUGUCAUUGUUGAAUUCGUUAUCUUGGUCCCUAUUUUCAUGUUUAUCUACAAGAAAACAGGAAAAGCAUUUAUUCCGAUUGGCUGUUUGAUUUAUGUACUUAUUAUCAUCAUCCAUCAACUCAUCUUCCCAACAAUUAUCUACCCACUCUUUACAAAGCUCACACCUCUUGAAAAAGGCGAAUUAUUUGACGCAGUCAUGAAAUUAGCCAACGAAACAGACUUCCCAGUAUCAGAAAUGUACUCUGCCGACGACUCCAAGCGCUCCAACCACCAGAACGCCAUGUUAUUCGGCCUCUGGACCAAGAAAGUCGCGAUUGCAGAUACAUUAUUAAAUGUUUCUACUCCAGAAACUAUCCAAGCCAUUGUUGGACACGAAAUUGGCCAUUCCAAGCACCAUCACAUCAUCAAAAUGAUGUUCAUUGGCUUCUUUGAAGGAAUUAUCCUCUUCACACUUUUGAAUUUCAUCAUGAAAUCAGAUAAAGUUUUCCAAGAUUUCGGAUUGAAGGAUGAGAAGCCAUUUAUUGUUGGAUUUAUUAUUUUCUUCUUCCUUUACACUCCUAUUUCAACAUUGUUGCAACUUCCAGAGAACAUGUGCAUCAGAUACUUCGAAUUCCAAGCUGAUCACUACUCUGCAUCACGUGGAUUGCCUCUUGAUGUCGCUUUGCUCAAAUUAGCAAAGGAUAACAAGAUGGCCAUAGAACCAGACUACUUGUUCCACUCUUUAUACCACUCGCAUCCAACAAUUCUACAAAGAGUUGACAGAAUUAGAAAGAUAUUCGCGGAAUUAAAGAAAGAAUAA